AAGAGAAAGAAAGCAGUGCAAUUAGCGAGUAUCGAUUUCGCAAUUUUACAUUCAUCGCUAUUUGCCAUUUUUCUUUGCCCACUUUAGUUGGCAACCGUUGACAGUUGGCAGCUGCAGCGGGUGGCGCGCGGAGGCGGGGCCAUCAGCAUGUGGCCCUAGACAAAAGCAACAACCAUAAAAAACAAGAAAAAACAGUGCAAAAAAAGAGGAGAGGAACCACUUGGCAUUCAGGCAGCGAAGCAUAACCAUUCGGUUGGUUUAAGACCGGAAAAGCGUCGAUGAGUUGAGUGGAGUUCCACUUAACCACCCUUUUUGACCCUAAACAACAACCUAAACCAAACCCCUCCGAAUUCCGUCCCCGCAAUGGAUGCAUCGCCCCUGUCGCCGGAACAGGCUGCUCCUUCCAUCUUGGCCACCGGCAGGUCAUUGGACCAGCAGGUGGACGCCAGUUCGCCCAACCACUCGAACUACUCGAAUCUCACCAACAGCAGUAGCAGUGGGAGCAGCAGUCCCUCUGCCUGCGCCUCCUCCUCGUCUUCCUCUUCGUCGGCUCCUCAAUAUAGUGCGGAUAUACGAGCGGCACUGCAGCCUAAUCCUCACCAGCAACAGAGGGGAUCUUCGGGAUCAGGAUCGGGUUCAGCCAAGACCUGCGAGCUGGAUUUGGCCGAGGAGAGGGACACAUUCUCCCCCAUCUCCAGUCCAGAUUGCAACGGAGCUGCUGCUGCUGUAGUCGUCCUGCCCUCCACUUCCUCCUCCUCAGGUGGAGUAGCCUCUUUGGACAACAAGAUCUACGAGGGAGGCAGUGGCAAAGUGAAGCCGCCUUCCAAGGAGGAGAAACAGCGUCAAAACGAGGAGAUUGUCUGCAUGGAAACCUCGACUGUUUCCACAGAAACUGGCUCCUGGGAGUCCAUGUAUCCAGAGGCCAACGUAGCUCCUCCAGAGGAAACAGAGGAUCAAGAAGAAACCUCUUCUGUUUUCAAAGGAAUCACAGCUAGCUCUUUGCUAAGGGAUCUGGAAAAGCGGGAUCAACCUUUGUCCACCUCGGGCACAAGUGCCUGUUUCAUAGACGCCUCUUCUCUGCGAGACGAGGAUGAGGUGCUGUCCUUUCCCAGCCUAGAUGGACAUAAUCAGGAGGAGGAGGUGAAUGGCGAGGAGGAGGAGGAGGUAGAACCUUCGCCCACAGAGCAGCUAGAGCAGUUUCACAAGUCCUUUGCCAGGUGCAAAGGUGUGAGAUUAAGUCAGAAGAAGGAGGAGGAGGAGGAAGAUCCCCCGGAGGAACCCCCGGCUCCUCCCAUUUCCGCACCCUAUAGCUUCCAGCACAAUGCCCAGCACUUUAGUGUGCUUCCUUUAGGCAGCAGUCCCAAGUUCACCCAGCAUCAUCCUCACCAGAGUCACCAUCCCGAUCUCAGCUACACCACGGACUACUCCUCCAGCAGCCCGGCACCGAGUCUCGUUUGGUCAGAGCAGGGCAGGAAUCACCAGAAUGGCGGAGGAGGUGCCUCCUCUUCCACGCCGCACAACUCAAUGGUGCAUAUAGAACCCGCUUCGGUUGGGAGUAACAACUCCUCCAUUCACAGGGAUUACACGUUAUCCUCUUCUCUCUCGCAUCAUAGGGAUUCGGGUGCCUAUUGCAGUGAUGCCACCGAUUCACCACUGCCUUUGCCAAGAACCCCGAAGAGGAGUUCCAAGUUUGAUGAGGCCAAUCCCAUUGUUUCGGGCGGAGCUUCUAUCGAGGAUUUCCGGGAGAAACAGUGCGAGAGUCCGAGCAUCAAGCGGCGCACAGACACGUGUCCCAUUGUCUCGGGGGGAUUUGUGUCCCUGGACUUUGCGACCACUCGCCCGCUGGCGGAUGAGGAUGAUGACCAGGAGGAGGAGGAGGAUGCCGAGAUAGCGGGAGUGGAGAUGCGAGUGAAAACGGGAAAUCCCCAGAGGAAACCCAUCGCUGGGAUAGCCUCCUGGGUGGUGGACAUGAGUGACUGUCGGCCGGAGCGAAGGAGGAGCACCAGCAGCACCACCUCCAGUUUCCGCGAGAGAUCCGAUUCGAAUAGUUCGCACAAGAGCGGCUGUGGCUUCUAUGUUUCGCUGGAUGACAUGGACAGGAAGCCUCCUGCCAGUCAGGAUCUCCAACCAAAAACAGUGGCUCCUCCAUCGCAGCUAAGUAAAUCCUAUACGGCAACCAAGUCGGCUGGUUUCUUUGUGGAUCUUUCGCAGAGUGAUAAAGAUGCAGAGCAGGCUAAACCCAAGGAUCAGGAGGUGAUUCAAGCAGAGGAGCCACCCAAGAAUAUAUUCAGCAUGUUCAUAGAUUUCGGGGAGCAGAAAACCCCCCGUUCCAAUGGCAGAAAGGAACCUUUGAGUUUGGCUCAGCGGUUAUCCAGUUCCCUGAGCUCAUCGGCUUCCCGGAGAGGAGGAGGCGACACCUCGGAGGUGAUGAAAUCCAGCGCCAGUUCCACGGAAACCCUGAUGGCCAAGAGUGCCAAUCAAAAGGAUAUCUCAUCAGCAGGAGAGAGCAAAUCCCUGGACUACAGAUGCAAUUUGGAACCCCCUCUCACAGUGGCUGCACUGCGUCGUCUUUCGCAGCAGCACCGCCAGCAGACGGAUCCUUCAAAGCGUCACAGUUGGGGCAGCAAUGGUCAGCCGGAGCAGCCGGGCAACGAUUGCAAGCGUUCCAUCAGCCUGACAGCCAAUGGAGCAACGGAUUCAGCGGGCGCAGGUCUAAUGAGCAUCAUUGAUAAGCUACCUAUAAUCUCCAAGGCUUCCUCCUUGUCAAUAGAUAGCUCUGUCUCCCCCUACGACGACUUUAGUGGCUCUAAUCCUGGUCUAAGUAGCUGUUCGGAGGAGGAGCAGCCUGGUCAGGUGCAGGGAAGGAUCAAGAAGCGGCGGAGGGAUGUGCAGAUCAAUGAAACCUAUGACAAAUCCAGUUUGGCCUCCGUAACCGAGGGCAUUCUCUCCAAGGAUCUCUCGCCCGCUUCCAACACGGAUACAGAUGAUCUCACCUUCCAGCAGGACGAGCAAAUGGCCAAGGAGCAGGCUGAGCUAGUAACUAUUCCCCUGCAGCUAAGCAGCAGCUCCAAUCGCACGAGCAGUGUGAUGGAGACCAUCAUCGAGGCCAAGGAGACGGCUUCACCAAAGAAGCAGGUUACUCUGAGUAAUGGCCACACCAUGGAAUCCCUGCAUGCCACCAUUGAGAAGCAGAAGCAACUUUUAGAGACGGUAAAUGAGCAUGGUGAGCAGCAGCAGCCGGCGGCCCAAUCAAUCCCCUCCAGCUUUGUCAAGCUCUCCGACAUGGAUAAGCCCGUGAAGCAUGAUCUCCAAUCCCCGGAUUCCAUGAGCAAGAGCGUGGGCAAUAACCACAGGAGUUCACAGUUGGGUCAGCGGCUCUACAGGGAUGAGAAUCGGGCGCGUCCUCACUCCUGGGCCAUGACCAGAUCCACGGGAAAUACGCUGCAGAACUUCACCAACUCGGUGGACAACAUAAGGAGUCUCUCGCGGCUGUUUCCCAACUUCUCCAAGGAGUUCUCCAACUCGCUGCCCAAUGGAAUGACCUUGGAGCAGGUCCAGAGUCACCAACAGGUGGACUACAUCCAAACGGAUCUCUCGGCGGACUCGAGCCUCGCCUCCAGUUUCAGUCGCUCGGGCAUGGAUGAAUCCUCGCUGAGCUGCCGGCAGCCCAGGCGACUGGGUGAGGAUCUGCUCAAGAUGUUCCUGCAGGAAAUAGCCACCGAUAUGCUAGUGGAGGUGCAUGGUCGUCGCAUUCGGGCGCACAAGUGCAUCCUGCGGUCGCGUUGCCAGUACUUUGCCGCCAUGCUGGCGGGUCACGGAGCCCAGAGUGUCGUCUCCCUGCAGGGCUACUCCUAUGCGGCAGUGCACUUUGCCCUGUGUCACAUCUACUCGGGUGCCUCGCAUCCGCCGGACGGGAUUAGUCUGAUGGAGCUGGCCGCUCUGGCGGAUCUACUCGGACUCGAGGGACUCAAGGAGGUCACUUCGCAUGCGCUGAAGACGAACUACUGCCACAACUUCCAUAAACCCUGCUCCGGAUGCACAGAUGGGAUACUACAAGUCCUCCCGGUGGCCUUGAAUCAUGCCUUGGAUGAUUUGUACAGGAAGUGCCUGCGCUGGACGUGUCGUCACUACCUGAAGGUCUGGCCCACCAGGCAGUUUGCCCAGUUGCCGCCGGAUAUCUUGGGUCGCUGUCGCCAGCAGAUCGUCGCUUAUAUGACCUCUGAAACUGUGCUGGACACGGUGCUCGACUGCGACCAUUUGUUGGCCCAACUUUCGGCCUAUCGCUGGGGCCACGUCUGCGAGCAGCUCGUCCGCGAAAUCCUGGAGGCCGCCUACGCCUAUGUGGGUGACCACUUUGCCAGCCUGAUUGCCAGCGACUCCUUCCUCUCCCUCGGUCACGAUCGCAGCCGGCACAUUCCCCGCCUGGAGACGCUGCUCCUGCACACAGCUGCGGAGCUCACACCGGAGCAGGCCUGUCGUAGUUAUCAGCGGGUAACCCGCUUGAACACGGUGCUCCAGGCGAAGGUUAUCCACAUGCCGGCUAGCCUGGGUCAAUCGGAAUUGGCGCGGGAACUGCAGGGUCUGCAGGAGGAGCAGUUGGACUGGCAACCUGAGUACAUUCGCCUGGUGGGAGCUCUGGUCUACGCCGUGGAGCAGUGCCUCAUCCGGCAGUGCUCAAGGGCCAUGCGGGUGACCGCCUGGCAACGCAUGGAUCUGGAGCUGCGCAAGAAGAUUCAAACGCUGGCGCGACUCACUGAACCGCUGGAUAUGAAGCGGCAGAACGGGAAGCCGGUGUCGAAGGCCUUCUCCUUUGGCGGCAGCACACGCAGCCAGGACCUCGUGCAGAUCAAGCUGGCCAUCCAGGCGCAGACGAAGCGUGCCCAUGCCCAGGAGACGUUGCUCUACAAGGCCACGCAGACGCAGGAGGCAACUGGUGGUGGAGGAGUGGGUGUGGGUCAUGUGCAGACUGCGGAGAGGGGAGUGCAGGCCAACCAUGAGUCCCGCGAGGGAGGCAGCAAACUGCUCAAAUCCAACUCCCGCGCCUACGUGCCACAUCGCGCCAGCUCCCAGGUGGCCUCGGAGCGCAACAGCUUGAAUUUGCAUAGACGCACACAGUCGGAGGCGCCGCCAGUGACGCACAAGAAGCCACAGGCUCCCUUAGCAGAACCCAAGAGUCUCCAAGGAAAGCCUACAGUGGUGACAGCAGCAAAACUUGGUGAAGUGCGUCCCCGUUACCUGGAGCCGCGUAAACCCAGGGCUGCGGCUACAAAUGGCCAUGGAUCCGGACCCGUGCGCAGUGCCACCAGCUCGAGUAUUCCCGCUAACGGAGGAGGCGCCCGGAAGGCGCCAGCCAAAAACCUGCACAUCUCCUCCAGCGACAGCUCAAGGAACUCCAGUCCGGCGGCGCGAAGAGUGCAGAAUGGCACGAGGUUAGGAAACAAAUCCAGCAAUCUCUCCAUGGACAGCUUAGGAUCGCCUGCGAGGCGGGCGAAGAGCAGCUCCCGGGGACCACAGACAGAUAGAUACUCCUCCGAUCAGAACUCCCUGGCGGAGAGCAUGAAGAGCUCUGUGAUUACGAACAAAACGAUCUCACACGAGUCGCUUUCGGGCAGCUCAAAGAUGGCCAGGAUUCAGCAGCUAAAUGGUCAUGCUAAGGGAGCUUCGCCGGGCAAAGUGAAGGCUACCCAAAGAGGAUCCACCGUGGGCAACAAGUCAACGCGGCAGCUGAAGCAGCAGCACAAUGCAAUGGCCUCCAAUGGAUCGAGUCCCAGUUCGGUGCACACGACCAAGUCGGCAGCCAGUCGAUUGUCUUCCGUUAGCAGCACGCUGUCUACAAGGGAACUCUUCAAGCAGCGCUCCAUUUCAGUGCCAGCAGGAGGAGCUGCCGAUGGAGCGCCCACUAAGGGACGCCACAGCUUCCUUUCAGCGAAAUCCAGAGAAAUUCUGGCCAAGCGGGCGGAGAAGAACAAGCUGCAGCAGCAGCAGCAACAGCAGCAGAAGCAAACCGAAGCUCCUCCGGCGGCUGAAGAGCGAGGAUCGGUGCAACUCCGCUCCUCCGCCGGCCCCCUGCGCUCCUCCUCACAUUCCGCCGUGUCCAGCAUGCUGCAGCAGCACAAUCUGCGCAACAGUCUGCCCUCCAACAUUCCCACCAGGCGCCCAAAUACCCUCCAUCUCAAGAAGACCACAGCGGCGGCGAAUGGAGUGGGUAAAACGGCAACCAAUGGACUCUCGAAUGGCAGCUACAAAUCCGCCCAGGCGGUCAAACAGAAGCUGGACCUGCUCAUCGAUGCCCAGAUGGAGCAGCGCGUGGAGUCGAAGCUCGAGAGAUCCAGCACUUUCUGCAAGGAUAGCGCUGAUUUGGAUAUAAGUGAGCUGCAGAUUGUGGAGUAAUCUAGAGAAGAAUGAGGAGCAAAAGCAUCAAUGUGGGGUCGUAUCAAAUAUGGCCCCCAACAGAAAUACAGAUGCCAACCCGAAACCAGAACCGUACACGUCCCAUAAGGCAACACUAGUCAAUAAUCUAGCAUGCAGCUGCCGUUGCAGUU
Molecule: messenger RNA, 6542 nt
Organism: Drosophila takahashii
Lineage: Eukaryota; Metazoa; Arthropoda; Insecta; Diptera; Drosophilidae
Product: serine-rich adhesin for platelets
Molecular function (GO): protein binding
Source: RefSeq, a predicted model, not a curated record